Messenger RNA from Aspergillus terreus NIH2624, 618 nucleotides. RefSeq lists its product as uncharacterized. NCBI's taxonomy places the organism in Eukaryota, Fungi, Ascomycota, Eurotiomycetes, Eurotiales, Aspergillaceae. Bases 1 to 618 code for a protein of 205 amino acids. The record is from RefSeq and is a predicted model, not a curated record. The transcript is spliced from 4 exons.
AUGAAGGGCAGUACUGUUGGUUGGAUCCUAAACCCAGGCGAUGUCCCUGAAUUAAUCCGAGACCAACUGUUCGCGGAAGAGCAUCAUCGAGUGGGUAAACGACAGAAACCCGUCUACCCACCCGCUGGAUCGAUGUGUCCUCCAAUAAACAUUAAUCUUGGUCCGACCCAGUUAUCCCAGUCGCCAAAAACCGCCUAUGGUCGUGCGGAGACAAACAUAUCAGGUCAAACUGAUUUGGAAAUUGCCGGGCCAAUCGAAGAAAUAGUGGAAGAGUAUACCAACUGGCACCUGGAAAAGCUCCACAAUCCUAAUAUCGGCGCGGAAUUUCUGGUGAAAGAGGGCGUGAACAUAGGGGCCGCGUACAGGUUUGUCAGCGAUACAACCAAGUGGCUCAAACAGCGCAAACGAAAGAGGGGGGUGAACAAUGACGAUGUUGAAAAAAUCACUUAUCCGUCGUCCCCUCUUGCAAUCGUUCGGGACUUUAAAACUAAGGCUGAUAAUCCUGCGACUGUUCUGUAUGCCAAACGUCUCGUAGCUAUUUAUGAGAAAACUUCGUUGGCUCAAGAUACGACUAAACACUAUUGUGGACUGUUGUGCAAGCCGGAAAUGAAGAUUUAG